Vavraia culicis subsp. floridensis is the source of this 2000-nucleotide messenger RNA. RefSeq lists its product as uncharacterized. The record is from RefSeq and is a predicted model, not a curated record. The coding region runs from base 191 to 1954 and encodes 587 amino acids. Lineage: Eukaryota; Fungi; Microsporidia; Pleistophoridae. Gene Ontology annotation, biological process: chitin catabolic process; cell wall macromolecule catabolic process. The transcript has a single exon. Gene Ontology annotation, molecular function: chitinase activity.
UCGUUCAAAUAAGAAAUAACGUAGUGUCAGCGCAUAUUUGCCGUAAUGGCAGCUAUCAUACGAAACUUAUGAGGUAGUGAUCCUCUUACUUUAAAACAUACGUAUCAUAUAUUCCAAAUUCAUUAUCAUACAGAUUUGUUUUACAAGAAAACAUAAAGUUUUGAGGACCGUGCAACUAAUUCUUUAAGUAAUGCUGAUUCUGCAACUUAUAAGCCGAAUUCGUUCAUUGUGUUUACCGGGAAGUUCAGAAUGUGAUGGAGAUACCAUGAAAAUGUGUGAUCUGAACGGCGAAUGGGUUGUGAUAAAUUGCCCUACCAAUAGUAACUGUGUGCUUGAUAACAAUAAGAUUACAUGUUCACCUGCCAAAGGAGAGGAAAGCGUGCCUGCUGACCUAUCAGUAAUGAAGAAAGUCUCGAGUCAGCAGGAAAGCGUUGAUAAAAAGGAAGAAAAAAAGCAAGAAAGCCAAAACAGCGCAGAGAACAAACCUAGUGAUCAGAACAAAGCAGAAAACCAAUCAAAUAUACCUAAUAGCAAUUCGUCUGCAGCCGAGAAUAAAUCUGAUCAGUCGGAAGGAGCUCAAAUGCCAAGUGAAAAGCAGCAACAACCGGAUGAUAGUAAGAAUACGGAGAGUAAGGCGGAGACAGACAAUCAGGAUGAACAAAAAUCACAGGAGCAGCCAAAGCCAUCGGAGCCUCCAAAAGAGUCAGUUAAACCGCCUGAAGAUAAACAGGAGAAAACUGUUACUGUAUAUAAGACAGUUACUGAGAAGAUAAUGAUAGAGACACGGGAUGAGCCAUCAACGAUACAGGAAAUAGUUAAAACCGUUAAAAGACCGGAUUUGCCUUGUUGUGAUGAAAACCUGCAGGAUUCAUGCCGUAUAUGUCGUGAUACAAAGCCUAUAAGAGCAAUUGUAAUUGAUCGUGAGAGCCUGUUAGGAGCGGGUAGCGAAGGCCAGCAGGGAUCAACAGCCGGUAACGGUUCGAGUCAGCCACCCACCGGUGGUUCUGAUACAGGCGGUGGAAGCGCGUCACCGACAGCACAAGGCGAAAGUAGCGAUAACACUGCUCAACCGGGUGGAGGUUCAGGGGCAUCACAGCCCGGACAAGCCGGCGGGGCUGACAGUUCUGCACAGCAGAGCAGUGGUCCCCCAAAAGCACCACUUGGCCAUGGUAAAACACCAUUGCCAGCUAGUAGUCUAACAUCAACAGGUCCAGGUGCAAAAGCUUCUACUCCACCUAGUCCGGCAAAAAAGUCCCCACUCGCCAGUGCAGGCAAAAACAACAUAAACUCGAGUCUUAAGGGCAAAGAGGGUCAAAAACUUGCUGGUGACACAGGAAGCACGCCAUCGGGCGGUGGCGGUAAUGCCAAAAUAACAGAGAGCCAAAUUAAACAAAUUACGAGUGAGCUUGGAUAUAAAGCACCAGAUGCGAACGUAAAGGCAGUCGCAGAUCAGAUUGGCAAAUUUAAAACUACCAAUGAUGCAGCGAUGUUCCUGGCACAAAUCAUGCACGAGUCUGGUGGCUUGUCGCAACUCGUAGAGAAAGGAUGCAAUGAAGAUCCUGCUAAGUGUGGUAAAAAUUAUGACGAUGGCAAGGGAAAGCCAGGUAAAUAUUAUUUUGGACGUGGAUUCAUCCAACUGUCGUGGGCGGCCAAUUACAAAGCAGCGAGUGAAGGCAUUGGCAUGGGCACUAAACUACUCGAUAAUCCUGAUAUGGUCGGUAAAGAUCCAAAGGUAGCCAUGCAGACAUCGGUGUGGUACUGGCAAACAAGAGUUGCCACUGCACCGGGAGUCAAAGAAAAUAAAUUUGGAGCCACCACAAAGGCAAUUAAUGGUGCUUUGGAGUGCAAGGGACAAAAUGUGGAGAAAAGUAAGAAGAGAUAUGAUAUUUACAAGAAAAUUGUCAAAAUCCUAAAGAUAAGUAAUCCUUCGAGUGAAGCUGGCUGCUAUAAUUAGUAUGGCAGGUUUAAAUAAAUUAGACCAUAAUUAAUUAAAAGAGCGA